This is a messenger RNA of Cyphellophora attinorum, 4428 nucleotides long. RefSeq lists its product as uncharacterized. Gene Ontology annotation, molecular function: protein binding. The record is from RefSeq and is a predicted model, not a curated record. Lineage: Eukaryota; Fungi; Ascomycota; Eurotiomycetes; Chaetothyriales; Cyphellophoraceae. The coding region runs from base 1 to 4428 and encodes 1475 amino acids. The transcript has 4 exons.
AUGGACGAUCCUGACUUGGACGAGGCCUGGUCAGAUGUGCUCAAAAGCUUCGAAAAGACUGCAAGAAUCAAGCUCGAGCCGAAAAGAGUGCUUUCGCCUCAGGAAGUCCUUGAUCAGCUCAAAGCGUACGACAAGAAUGAAGAAGCGAAGAAGAAGCAUCGGCGUCUUAGAAAAGCGCUUGAGCGAACUCUGCAAUGUGUCAAGAACUUCUCCUUGUUCGCGGCCCAGGACCAGACGCAGCUGUUCGGACCAAGCAAUCUCGUUUUCGCGGCCAUUGCCAUGCUCAUUACUGCCGGCACGUCAUAUUCUAUGAUCAGUGAGCGCAUGGAAGAGCUGUUCCGAGUUUGUGCUGACAUCCUGGAGAGAUGGGCUAUCUACGACUCCAUGCGAGGCAGUCUUGAUCUUCCACUGCGCAAGAUUAUCCACGCAUUCUUUCAAUCGAUGGUGAAGAUCUGUGCCCUGAGUCUGAAAGUGUUGAACGGCAAUAAGCUUACUAAGUAUCUGAAAGUGCUAGCAUUCUCGGAAGACGAGGGUGUCAAGAAGGAGUUGGACUUCUUGCGUCAAAGGGUCGACCAAGAGUCACUCUUGUUAUCAAGCCUCAACUAUCGCGCCAUCAAAGAAGGAUUUGACAGUACUAGAAAAGAGCUUCACGGAGUUCGAGAGCUCGCCGAAGACUUGACUCGGAAGGAGACCGAAAGUUCCGACCAGCGAACACUGGAAAUGAUCAAAGCCCGCCUUGGAAUUCGCAAUUCUGCAGGAAGACAGCAGGCAGCAUACUCUCACUUUCACUCCGAAGCAGUGCAAGACAGUGGCAACUGGCUUGUUGAGGACAUCGCUGACUGGGCGGACAAUACUCAGCAGUGCACCGAAGCUGUCUUGCUGUCUGCUGACGAAGGGCAUGGAAAGACGUUCUUGUGCACAAAAGUGAUCUCUUCCUUACUGGAAGCACAGAGAGCCUCAUCGAUCGCCUCAUCAGCCUCUCGAGAUGUAGUCGGGUACUACUACGUCCAAGCAGGCCACGAUUCUGAUUCGUCGGGCCUUCACGAUGAUACGGAGGAGAUCUUUGACGUAUCCAGGAUCCUGAAAACCAUCGCCAUGCAAUUCUGCAACGACCCAGUGUACCGAAAACACCUCGCCACUCUAUGCGAAACAUGGACUGAACCCGACGAUGUUUUCGAACUCUUCGACAAAUUGAUGGAUCAGUGCUACAAGUCGUCGUCAACCUUCUUCAUCAUCCUUGAUGGUGUUGAUCGUUCGAGCGAGAUACAGUUGAAUGGACUUGUGUCGCUACUCGCAUCCACGAAAGACCGCUACGACGCUGCGCAAUACUCACACGUCCGAGUCUUCUUGUCCGGUCGAGAACGCGUGAUGGAGUCGUUGGGAAAGUCACUGACAGCAGCACAAUUGGCUCAUCGCACUAUUGAUGUGGAAGAGAACAGCCAUGAAGACAUCCAGAUGUUUGUGUCCGAGCGCUUGAACAACAUGUCGUUGCUGGCAGGAGAUUCUCCCUCUCUCAAGACUUUGCGCGAAGAGAUCUACGACGCCCUCACGACCAUGGGCGGUGACUUCGUCAAUGUCUCUUUGAUACUACAGGAGAUCAAUUCGAAGUCAUGGCCAGCGGAGGUGCGACACGUUCUAAGCGAGCUGCGUGGAGGCGUGAGAUCAGAUACAAUAGGUCGAGAAGUCUCUCGAUGCAACACAGCACUGACAGAACGUGAGAUUAGCGACUUGAACACUCUAUUGCUCUGGAUCAUGUGCAGUCGCAGGACCCUCCGGGUAAGCGAGCUGGAGGCUGUCCUGUUCCUCAAGAACGGCGAAGCACCCCUACGACCACUUCGAGAUCAGCUCGACAAAUAUGAGGUUUUCUUUCACGUAUUCAAAGCCUCUGAUGCUGGACCAGAGACGAGUCGGGGAUGGCUGGUAUCACUGUCUUCUGACUCAAUCAGACAAUACUUCGGGGAAGCUGCCCGGCAGGAGGACCUCUCUAGCUUGUCGACAAACAAGGUCCAGGAGGCAGAAGUGAAAAUUGUCAGGAGGUUUCUCAGCUCCGUGUGCGAUGAGGUCCUUUACGCCAAAUUCGGCUUCGAUGAGUUCUUCGCUCGCAAACUCGGCCACUCUGCGACAUUUGUCCACGUUGACUUAAGCUCUGCCAGCAGCACACUUCUACUCGGAUGUCUGACCGCGAUGGCCAGCGAAGCCAAAGAAGCGAAAGGCCUGCUGGACUACGCAGGAACUUUCUUCCAGAAGCAUAUGAACGAGAUUGAUCUCGCACUAACAAGUCCAUCGAUCAAAUUCGAGAUUGGACGACAACUUCUACCAGUGCUUACUGACUCAAAGGUCAUCGAGAUGUGGGUAGAGCCUCUGGCCAAGGACGUCGUAUCCCAGAUGUUCUUCUCGGAAGACAACGCUGAUCUAAUUCUGGCGACCAUACGAGACACAGCAGUUUCAAAAAGCUUUGCCGAGGAGCGUAAGGGCUGGAUCAGAGACCUAUCGGCUACUAACGUGCUUGGAGAUAUCGUAAAGCAUCUGUCAAAGCGUCUCUUCGGAUCCUCGAGCUGGGGAUGGAGCUACAAGCUGCUCUUCUCUAUCCUGCUCGCGUACAAAGCGAAAUCCGAGCGCCUGCCAAAUCCGCCGACUACCGAGCUCAAGAACUAUGAAGUUACUUCCAAGGUCGUCGUUGAAGUCUUCACAUGGGUGGCAGAUCUCCUAGGCAUGGACAGUGGGACUGACUACGAGUUCAAUCGUGGUUUGGCACGCAUACUGCGGCUGUUCAACAAUCUCGAUGAAGCCAUCGCCCAGUACCAAGUCGCCAUCAGCUGCGGCAAGACGACAGAUCCAUGGCUCGCCAAACACGGACUUGCCAAUGCGCUUUUCGACAAAGAGAAGUUCUCGGAGUCCGCGCAGCUCUUCUCACUGAUUGAACGGGACAUACUCGAUGGCACAGCGAAAGCCAACAAUCCCAAGUCAUAUCUGCGAGGAAUACGGAACUCCAUGGCAAAUUCGUACCAGCGACUUGAAGAAUGGGACAAAGCCCUACAGAUCUACGACAGACACCUUGUAGAGGAGCAAGUUAUGGAUUACGACUUCGUUUGGAGCCGGCUCUAUAUCUUCUGGCGCAAGAAAGAGCCCAAGAAGGUUGUUGAUUCAUUGAAAGAGUUGCGCGAGUCUCACGACCCGUACUUUGCUAUAAAGAGGUCAAGUCGUCUACUCCACUGGAUGUCUGACACGUCGGGCGGCAUGGAAGAAGUCCUGGUUGGCGUCGCUCGCGCCACUGGGACAUCCGACUUCUACGUACAACUGCUGGAGGAGGCAAUCCAUGAUGUCCAGAAGCCUGACUAUCUAAGCCAAUUCCCGCAGGUCAAAGGCGAGUAUCGUACCUACCUGAAACUUGCCCUGAGCAACCAACUCUGGCGAACAUCGAUAUCGCAGAAGAGUAAGGGAGAGGCAAUCAAAUCCUUCGAAGAGCUCUUGAAUGACACGCUUGAUAUCGGGAACGAGGACGUCUACAUCCAAGUGGCCAGUAGAUUGGCAGCCGUAUAUUCAGAAAGGCUGCGAAAGUACGAGCCGUCAGCACCAGAGGUACCACAGCUCAUACAGAAGAUGACCCAACUAGCCUCAAAAGACAGUGGCAAUGCAUGGGCAACAACUCUCAACACCACGCUGCUCGUCUGUCGCUACUAUGCAACGAAUGGACUUCCGGAGAAAGCGCGUCAGCUUGCGAGACCGGCAGUACAGACAGGUCUGGAGCUGCUGUCCGACGAGGACCCUGACAAUGACUGGGAAGCAUUUCUCAGACUGGGGACUGUCUUCAUGUAUUGCGGUGAAGACGAUAACGCCUUGGCUGCAUGGUCGCUGCUCUUACCCAGACAGUUGGGCGCGAAACCUGAACAGGAAAGCAGCGACGACGACGAUUGCGACGAGGAGGGUACCCAAUCUGACAGCUCAAAGUCCCGUGCUGAUCCCACUACUCAUGUAAGCCUGAAGGGACUGGAUGGCGAUCUAGAAUACUUCUGCGAUGGCUACUGCAAUACAAGAUGGUCCUACGCCGACAACAUCUUCGUCUGUUCCGAUUGUCUCGACGUGAUGUUCUGUGAGCCAUGCCACGAGCUCCUGAAGCAGAACAAAAUCGGCGAGAAUAUCUGCAGCCCAACCCACGAACACCUACACGUGCCAGAGUUCAAUAUGGACGAGGCAGUCGCGCGUGGCAAGACAAAAGUGCGGUUCAAGGGCAGGAGUGUACCAGUGAGCGACUGGCUCGACGGGAUCAGGAAAGACUGGAAGAUGGACGUCAAUGAACCGCAGAAUAGUGCAGCGCAUCAGCCUGAGGGACGGUCCUUUACCAAUGAUUCGACAGGCUGGGAACAGCGAGGGCGUGAGAAGCUGCAAAGUUCGAACCGGCAAGACAGCUGGGGCACAUCGAGUUGGUAG